Molecule: messenger RNA, 1762 nt
Organism: Lecanosticta acicola
Lineage: Eukaryota; Fungi; Ascomycota; Dothideomycetes; Mycosphaerellales; Mycosphaerellaceae
Source: the annotation of a GenBank genome assembly
AUGCCACACUCAAGAGCCGACUCCCUCUCCCCAACUCGCAAUAAUGAGACCCUACCCUUCGUCCACGACGUCCUGAUCAUAGGAGCAGGACCCUGCGGUCUAGCCGUAGCAGCUCGCCUCCGAGAACAAACCCCCUCAGCCCUCUUCACAGACGAAGAACACCAUCGCUACCACUGGAUCAACAAACAUUCCGCCCAUUCCCAAAUCAAAAACAGCAGAACAGGCGCCACAAGACCCCUCCAGUCUUCUAAAUGCGGUACCAGCGCACUAUCAGAUUGUUCCAUGCUAGUCCUCGACGCGGAGGGAAAUCAAUGGCUCUCGAAAUGGAAUCGUCUAUUCAAACAGUUGGAAAUUUCCCAUCUCAGAAGUCCCAUGUUUUUCCACCCUGAUCCUAGGGAUCGAGAUGGACUGUUGGCGUUCGCGCAUUGGAAAGGCAGGGAGGCCGAGUGUAUAGAGAUAGGAGGCUGUGUUGGGAAAGAAGUCAGCAAACAUCAGAUGAAAAAGCGACGGAAGGGCGGGAAAGCCGCCAUCACAAUCGACGAAAGAGAGCGCAAAGAUUACUUCAUCCCUCCUUCUGACCUGUUCAAAGAAUACUGCGAAUGGAUCGCGAAAAGGUAUGAUCUCCUCGACGAGCAUCUCAUUCUCAAAGCAAAAGUUGAAGAGAUGGAUUUUGAUUUUGUGGAAGAUUUAUCUUCCGAUGAGAGACUUUUUACGAUCAAGGCGGCGGGGGAGAAGGGAGGGGAGAAGUUCUAUGCGAGGAGUGUAGUUCUUGCUGUUGGAGCGGGUAAUGCUCCGGAGGUUCCGAGGCCGUUUCCUCAGAAGGGAUGUCCGCAUGCUUGCCAUGCUUUUCAACCACUUGAUGGGGUUUUGAAAGAGAUGAGGAGGGCGAAUGUGCUUGUCAUCGGGGGUGGGUUGACGAGUGCUCAGAUCGCGGAUCGGGCGAUCAGGAAGGGAGAUCAUAGGGUUUGGCAGUUCAUGAGAGGGCCGAUGAAAGGUAAGCUGGUAAGGCGCCCGAGAUGGGGAUUGGCGCUGAUGAGAUCGAUAGUGAAGCCAUUCGACGUGGACCUGAGCUGGAUGGGAAAGUUUCGAAAUCACGAAAAAGCGAGCUUUUGGAGUGCGGAUACUGACGAAGGUACGUCUAUCAAAUUUCAGUACCACGAAGUCUCGUAGGAGUGUACUAACAGCUCCAUCAGAACGCUCGGAACUCGUCAAGUCAGCCAGGGGCGGUGGUAGCAUUACACCGCGCUUCGCCAAGAUCUCAGAACGCCACGUCCGGGCCGGGAGACUCUCCAUUCACACGCACACGACAGUCCACUCCGCGUCUUUCUCCCCCAUCACAAGAACAUGGGCCAUAACAACAUCUCCACCAGUCCCUGCCCUUCCACCCAUCGAUUUCAUCUACUUCGCCACAGGCGUCCAGAGCGAAAUCCAAACCCUCCCCUACCUCAAACCCAUUCUAGAAAAAUUCCCCGUGGAAUCAUACGAGGGUCUUCCGGCGUUGACGGAUGACCUCAUGUGGUCGGAAGAUGUCCCACUGUUCGUCACGGGGAAAUUUGCGGCUUUGAGACUCGGGCCUGGGGCGGGCAAUUUGGAAGGGGCGCGGUUAGGAGCUGAGAGGAUUAGUUGGGGGAUGCAGGAAGUGUUUCCCGAGGUGAAAGACGGGACUUUGUAUGGAGAGGUUGUGGAAAGGAAGGGGAGAAGGGAGAGGAGGAGGUAUGUUGCGGGUAUCGGGAGUCGGUUUGAGGCUUUGGCUGGAAUCUGA